Molecule: messenger RNA, 2020 nt
Organism: Laccaria bicolor S238N-H82
Lineage: Eukaryota; Fungi; Basidiomycota; Agaricomycetes; Agaricales; Hydnangiaceae
Product: glycosyltransferase family 2 protein
Exons: 6
Coding region: 173-1681 (502 amino acids)
Source: RefSeq, a predicted model, not a curated record
CCGCGACACUAUCCCUGCAAUAUCCCCACGACGACAGCAACGUCGUCUCCAUCGUCCUCGCCGCUCCCCCCAGUCUUUCUGGGCUGUUCGACUGGCCACGACGGCUCUCUCACAUAUUUCUUCGUCUUUGGCGUCGUAAUUCGCUCCUUUUUAUCACCCAAACGUUGCCCAGAUGCUCUACCUGACGUCCGAUGAAUUUCCAAUCUUCGUUCCGUUUGGUGUCAUUGGCUUUUACCGCUACCUAUGGUAUAUAAUUCGCGUAACCGCCUCUCUCACAUAUCGCCCAGUACCUCUACCCGAGAACCCCACCUACAUCGCAUCUGAGGAUGUUACUAUUAUUGUACCCACCAUCGACGCCGGAGAGGAGUUCAAGGAAGCGGCCAAUAGUUGGCUUGCUGGCAAGCCGAAAGAAAUUCUUAUCAUCACCGAAGAAAAAAUGCUUGGUCCCCUGCAAGACCUCGCAAACCAGGUCGACCCGGAGCGUAUACGUGUUCUUACCGUCCCCUUCGCGAACAAGCGACUCCAGAUGAGCCAUGGAAUCAAGAACACCACUACCGAUAUUAUUGUCUUUGCCGACGACGACGCUAUUUGGCCGCCCACACUCUUGCCAUACGUUCUCGCAUGCUUUGAGGACCAGAAGGUCGGAGGCGUAGGCACCAGCCAGCGUGUUCAGCCGGUUGGAAACAGGAUGACUGUUUGGGAAGUCCUGGCCGCCUUCCGCCUCACAAUCCGAAAUAUCGAAAUUUCCUCUUCCACACACAUAGACGGCGGCAUCCCUUGUCUUUCAGGACGUACAGCUGCCUACCGUACCGUCAUCCUGAAGGACCCUGAAUUUCUUCAUGGCUUUACGCACGACUAUUGGCUUGGCAAGUACCAGCUGAACUCGGGAGACGACAAGUUCCUCACACGCUGGAUGGUGAGCCACGGCUGGAGCACUUACGUGCAAUGCUGUAAGGAGGCCGAGCUUCUUAGUACUAUGAAACCCAAUUGGCGCUUCUUGAAGCAAGUUUUGCGGUGGACUAGAAAUACUUGGCGUUCGGAUUUGAGGAGUCUUUUCAUGGAACGCCAUGUUUGGACUUCUCAUCCUUACGUCGCCUUUACAAUGGUUGAUAAAUUAUUUAACCCAUUUACCCUGCUCGUCGGUCCCUGCUUGGUGUCGUACCUCAUGUACAAGAGCACCAUACCAGUCGCACAAGGCGGAUAUCACUUGCCGUGGAAUAUCCUUUGCUCAUAUUUUGUGUGGCUAGUCGCGACACGGACAUUUAAACUCCUACCUCACCUCUGGACGCGUCCACAGGACGUCAUCUAUGUACCAGCAUUCAUCCUCUUCGGGUACUACUUCGCCAUCAUGAAACUUUAUGCUCUUUGCACGCUGCACGAGACCGGAUGGGGCACGCGUGCAGGUAUUGGUGAUGCCUCUGCCGCCACAGCUGCCGCGGAUCGGAUGAACGAGAAAACCAACAACAACCCCUAUCAACAAAACAAUCCAUAUAACAGCGACCAAUCACCAUUUCGGGAUCAACCUCUGCCAUCACCGUACCAUGACAACCCCACAUCCACCUCGGCUACUCCCGUGUAUUCCUCAAGAGCGACCACCGGCCGAAGUGGUAGUAUUAGCCGACGAAGACCUACGGAAGAACAGGGAAGUAAUCUUGAGCUUCAGGUUGGGUUUGCGCGGUGACGACGUUGACACCAUGGACAGCGAGGUGAUGGGAGCUGGAACUCGCGAAACUUUGAUCGGGCUGGUGCUGGCAUGGUACGGUUGGCACAAGGUAUAGAAGAGCUUAUGAUGAUGACACUUUUUUUCGACACCACCCUCGUUUCCUACGUCCCACCCUCACUCCCUCCAUCCUACACAUACAUCUGAACUUUUUACAUACCCCUUGUUACCUCGUGGAUCCCACCCUCAUACAAAUCACAUUGUGUAGCAUCAUCCAAUUUUCAAGCAGCAUACCGUUCUGCGAUAUCUCGUACCUUAUUCCUCAUUUACUCUAUCGAACCUGGUAAUAUCAGCAGAACG